Messenger RNA from Laetiporus sulphureus 93-53, 288 nucleotides. Its product is annotated as LSM-domain-containing protein. The coding region runs from base 1 to 288 and encodes 95 amino acids. Gene Ontology annotation, molecular function: RNA binding. Gene Ontology annotation, cellular component: U4/U6 x U5 tri-snRNP complex; U6 snRNP; precatalytic spliceosome. Gene Ontology annotation, biological process: mRNA splicing, via spliceosome. The record is from RefSeq and is a predicted model, not a curated record. NCBI's taxonomy places the organism in Eukaryota, Fungi, Basidiomycota, Agaricomycetes, Polyporales, Laetiporaceae. The transcript has 4 exons.
AUGGCAAGCCUGCAAGGCUACGUUGACCAUCGCGUUCUGCUCAUUCUGCAAGAUGGACGUGCCAUUGUGGGCGUAAUGGCCGGUUAUGACCAAAAGGCUAACGUUGUUCUGUCGGACUCGAAGGAACGCGUGUAUAGCAUGGAGGAAGGGGUAGAGGAGAUUCCACUCGGACUGUAUCUUGUCAAAGGCGACCAAAUUGUUCUGAUUGGCGAGCUUGAUGAGGCUCUAGAUCAGUCCAUCGACCUCUCCACCAUCCACGCGGAACCUCUCCCGCCUGUCCACUACUGA